AUGUUUCAGCCACUCGCUACUUCCCGUAACUCUACCACCGACCGGCUGUGUGGGAAUCAAGCAGAAUUUUUGAUCACGCAGUCGUUUACCUCUGAGUCUGAGCUUCGCUGUGCUAACAGUUAAAGAAGGAAACUAGCUGAGGAAUUUUGCCGUUCUGUAGCUCUUGCACUUCUCCAUCGCAGUUCAUUUCCACCAGGACGUUCGCUAUGGCUUACAGGGCGUCAAAAUCUGGCAUUGCUGCCGACAUCCAAAAGAAGAUGGAAGCGAAGAUGGACGAGCUGGAAGCUGAAGGCAUCACCGGCUACAUUGUGUCAUGGAUAAACGCAGUGCUGUCCGGUGACGCCGAUGCGGAGGCCAUUCCCGGAACGAAGGCCAGUGACAUUCACGAUGCGCUGAUGGACGGCGUGCGCCUGCUGAAGCUGAUAAAUGCCAUUCGUGCACACAGAGGCGAGUCCGCACUCAAGAUUGAGCACAGCAAAAGUAAGAUCCCAUCGAUGGCGGCGGCGAAGCACAUGGACAACUUGGGGCGAUUUCUGAAAGGAGCCGAGUCCUUGGGAAUGAAGGUGAACGACCUGUUCCAGUCCGCUGAUCUGUACGAGGGAUCUCGUGCCCAGAUGGUGAACGUCGUCAACAGCCUGCACUCAUUUGGAUUGCUGAGCAAGAGCCUUCACUUUGAGCCAACCUACACGGGGCCGGGCCAGUAUGCCACGGAGAACGUCCGUGGCUUCACGGAGGAGGAAGUGCGCCAGCAAUCUGCAAGCAUUGUCUCCAAGCAGAUAUCUGGCUCGCACGGCCAUGCCUCCCAAGCCGGUAUGCGUGCACCAGGAACAUCGCGGCACAUUGCAGAUUGAAGCUCUACGCAAAGCUUUGCAUCCAGCACACACCUGGUCGUAUGCCAUUGAUCUCAACCCGGGACUCCAAAGACGAAACGACCACCAAUGUUCAUACAUGUUUUGUUUGUAAAACAUGAUUCACAAGAAUUUAGACCGCACUAGUUUGUAACACAGUACAGGGCUGUUUGACGUUGAUACCCUCAAGCUAGCAGGGAUAUCCGUUGAUGCCUUUUAUUAUUUUUCUUGGCUUUUUUUUCUCCAAAAGUUUCCGCCAUAUUCUGUUAGGCCAGGCCUCUGAGUUUUAUUGCGAUCCGAGUCAAACUGGUUUCAUCGAUACAGUCAGCUCGACUGCUUGGAUUCACCUUGUGAUACUUACCAUUUUCAACAUUCUUUGCAACAAAAAAUAACUUCUCUUCACCAGGA
This is a messenger RNA of Sycon ciliatum, 1256 nucleotides long. Its product is annotated as transgelin-3-like. Lineage: Eukaryota; Metazoa; Porifera; Calcarea; Leucosolenida; Sycettidae. The coding region runs from base 207 to 851 and encodes 214 amino acids. The transcript has a single exon. Gene Ontology annotation, cellular component: actin cytoskeleton. Gene Ontology annotation, biological process: actin filament organization. The record is from RefSeq and is a predicted model, not a curated record. Gene Ontology annotation, molecular function: actin filament binding.